Molecule: messenger RNA, 5116 nt
Organism: Gopherus evgoodei (Goodes thornscrub tortoise)
Lineage: Eukaryota; Metazoa; Chordata; Testudines; Testudinidae
Product: zinc finger protein 501-like
Exons: 5
Coding region: 36-3488 (1150 amino acids)
Biological process (GO): regulation of DNA-templated transcription
Source: RefSeq, a predicted model, not a curated record
UGGACCCCACUCAGAGAGCCCUCUACAGGGACGUCAUGCAGGAGAACUACAAAACGGUGACCUCCUUGGCAGGAUUUCCCCUUCCUAAACCUGAGCUGAUUGCCCGGCUGGAACGAGGGGAAGAGCCAUGGGUGCCCGAUCUCCACAGCUCUGCAGAAAGGAAGAUCCCAAGAGGUGCCCGUACAGCAGGUGAUGAGACAGUGAGUCAGAAUGAGGAGAAUCCACAGCUGGAAGGUCCUGAGCAGGUGGAAACGCAUGAGAUGUUCUCAGAGAGAUUCAGAGGGAACAUUUCCCAGAACAGGGAGCAGGAAAAAACCUGGAAGAGUCCAUGCAUGUCAGAAAGGCAGCUGGGAAUCCAGCCAGGGGACAAAGCAGGCAGAUCCAUUUUUUGUGGGGGAGGAGGAUUCAAGGAUCUUAAGGGAACCACAGCCCAGCAGAGAAUCCACCUGGGAGAGAGAAAAAACAGUUGCAUGGCCUGUGGGAAAGGCUUCAGCCGGCGCUCAAACUUUAUUUCCCAUCAGCGAAUUCACACAGGAGAGAGACCCUAUACGUGCUUGGAGUGUGGGAAAAGUUUCAUUCAAAGCACACAGCUGAUCAGGCAUCAGAGAGUGCACACAGGAGAGAAGCCCUAUAAAUGCCUCCAGUGCGGGAAAAGUUUCAAUCAGAAUUCACACCUCAUUAGACACGAGAGGCUGCACAGGGGAGAGAAAUUGUAUAAAUGCCCCGAGUGCGGGAAAAGCUUCUGUCAGAGUUCGGGUCUUACCUCACAUCAGAGAAUCCACACUGGACAGACGCCCUUUGAAUGCCUAGAGUGUGGGAGAAGUUUUGACUGGCGCUCACGGCUUAUUGCGCAUCAGAGAAUUCACACAGGAGAGAGACCGUAUAAGUGCCCGGAGUGUGGGAAAUGUUUCAUUCACAGCUCAGAUCUUCUUUCCCAUCAGAGAAUCCACACAGGAGACAGACCCUAUAAAUGCCCCCAGUGUGGGAAAAGCUUCAAUCACAGUUCAGAUCUUCUUUCCCAUCAGAGAAACCACACAGGAGAAAAACCCUACAAAUGCCAGGACUGUGGGAAAAGUUUUAAUCGGAGCGCUCACCUGUUUAGACACCAGAGACUGCACACGGGGGAGGAAUCUUACAAAUGCCCCAGCUGUGGGGAAAGCUUCAGUCAGCUCUCAGAUCUUAUUUCACAUCAGAGAAGCCAUACGAGUGAGAAAUCCUAUGAAUGCCUCGACUGUGGGGAAAGGUUAAGUGACAGGUUGGCUCUUAAUAGACAUCGCCGAACCCACACAGGGGAGAAACCCCAUAAAUGCCUUGACUGUGGGAAAAGUUUUGAUUGGAGCUCGAACCUCAUUGUGCAUCGGAGAAUUCACACGGGAGAGAAACCCUAUAAAUGCCCAGUGUGCGGGAAAAGCUUCAUUCGGAACUCGCACCUCAUCCGACAUCAGAGGCUCCACGCGGGAGAGAAGCCUUACACAUGCGCCGAGUGCGGGAAAAGCUUCAAUCGCAGCUCAAACCUUAUUUCACAUCAGAGACUCCACACUGGAGACAGGCCUUUUAAAUGCCUUGAGUGUGGGAGAAAUUUUAAUCAGCGAGAGCACCUCGUUAGGCAUCAGAGGCUCCACACGGGAGAAAAGCCCUAUAAAUGCCUGGAGUGCGGGAAAAGCUUCAUUCAGAGCUCACAUCUGAUUAGACACCAAAGAGUCCACACAGGCGAGAGACCCUAUAUGUGCCCGGAAUGUGGGAAAAUGUUUCGCGAUGGUUCAGCCUUUAUUAACCAUCAGCGAAUCCACACGGGAGUUAAACCCCACAAAUGCCUCGACUGUGGGAAAAGCUUCAUUCAGAGCUCUCAGCUUAUUACACACCAAAGAGUCCACACGGGUGAGCGACCCUACAAGUGCCCGGAAUGUGGGAAAAUGUUUGGUGACGGCUCAGUUCUUAUUAACCAUCGGAGAAUCCACACAGGAGUUAAACCCCACAAAUGCCUCGACUGUGGGAAAAGCUUCAAUCGGAGCUCAACCCUAGUUAGACACCAGAGAACCCACACGGGAGAGAGACCUUUUAUAUGCCUGGAGUGUGGGAAAAAGUUUAGUGAAAGUUCAGCCCUUAUUGUGCAUCAAAGACUCCACACUGGGGAUAAACCCUUUAAAUGCUCUGACUGUGGGAAAAGUUUCAUUCUGAUCUCACGGCUCCUUGCACAUCAGAGAAUCCACACAGGCGAGAACCCCUAUAAAUGCCUCGAGUGUGGGAAAAAGUUUAGUGACAACUCAAACCUUGUCAUGCAUCAGAUUAGUCACACGGGAGAGAGACCCUACAAAUGCCUGGUCUGUGGGAAAAGCUUCAGUCACAGCUCAGAUCUUAUUAGACAUCACAGAACCCACACUGGAGAGAGACCGUAUAAGUGUCUGGACUGUGGGAAAAGCUUCAGUCAGAACUCAAAUCUUCUUAUACAUCAAAGACUGCACAAAGGAAAAAAACCUUACACAUGUACCGAGUGUGGGAAAAGCUUUAUACGGAGAUCACACCUUAUUUCCCAUCAGAGGAUCCACACUGGAGAGAAACCCUACAAGUGCCUUGUCUGUGCGAAAGGUUUCAAUCAGACCGCAAACCUUAUUUCUCAUCAGAGGAUCCACACAGGGGAAAAACCCUAUAAAUGUCUUGAUUGUGGGAAAGGUUUCAAUCAGGGUUCGCAUCUUAUUAGGCAUGAAAGAACCCACACUGGUGAGCAACCUUAUAAAUGUCUUGACUGUGGGAAAAGCUUCAUUCAGAGCUCACAUCUUAUUAGGCAUGAGAGAACCCACACAGGUGAGAAACCCUAUAAAUGCCUGGACUGUGGGAAAAGCUUUGUUCUGAGCUCAGAUCUUAUUUCACAUCAGAGUAGCCACACGGGAGAAAAACCCUAUAAAUGCCUGCACUGUGGAGAAAGUUUUGAUUGGAACAUGCAGCUUGUUAGACAUCAGAAGCACCACACGGGUGAGAAACCCUACAAAUGUCUGGAUUGCGGGAAAGCAUUUAGUGACAGUUCUGCCCUUAUUAUUCAUCAGAGAGUCCAUACAGGAGAGAAACCUUAUAAAUGCCUCGACUGUGGGAGAAGAUUCAAUCGGAGCGCGCACCUUACUAGACACAAGAGAACCCACACUGGAGAUAAACCCUAUAAGUGUCCAGACUGUGGGAAAAGCUUCAAUCAGAGUGCGUACCUCAUUUCACAUCAGAGAACCCACACAGGAGAGAAACCCUAUAAAUGCCUCGAGUGUGGGAAAAGAUUCAGUUGGAGUUCCAAUCUGAUUUCACAUCAAAGAACUCACACAGGAGAGAGGCCAUAUAAGUGCGUGGACUGUGGGAAAAGGUUUAUUGACAACUCUGCCCGUAUUAAACAUCACAAAAUUCAUACAGGAGAGAAGCCCUAUAAAUGCCUCGACUGUGGGAAAAGUUUCAGUCGGAGAUCAACCCAUGUUCGACAUCAGAGAAUCCACAUGGGAGAGAAACCUUGAAUGUUGGAGAUGCUUCAGCUGGGGUCAGCUUGUAUCAGGCAUCAGGAAAUCCAUACAGGGAACAGACCUCUUAAAUAUCUUUAACUUGGAAAAUGUUUCAAGAGGAAUUGACAUUGGAGACUCCACACAGGAGAGAAAUUUUAUCAGUUCCAACACUAGGACUGGCUUUAGUUUUUUAUUUUUUUAAAAUCCAAUUCCUCUGCAGGUGUCUUUGAUUUCAUUCAUGCUAAGUCAGACUCAUGAGGGCUGGAGAUUUAAGUAUCACAGACCUGGAGGAGAAAUUCGAAUGAAUCCCCCACUCUGUGUGAUUGGUCUGAGCUUAAAUCCCAGUGUACACAUACUGGUGAAGCAGCUUCUGGUAUCUUUCCUACCAACCUCCGAUUAUUUGCAGACAGUAGUUUUGGUUUUCUCCUUUCAUUAGGAUGAUGAUAAAAGUUUUGUAACUAAGGUGACCGUCUAAGGAGGCUCCAAACAGGGUAGGUAUAGAGAGUUCAGAGGAGAACAUGGGUAAAUCUGUUCUCCUGAUUUUGAAUAAUCUGAAACAAGCUCCAGGAUGUUGAUUAUUAUGAAACUUAGAGUGUCUUGUAGUCCACGCUGUAUUGUGGAUUGUUCUCUGUUUGCUGAAGGCCAUUUGGUCACCUAGUAGGAUAUUAGUUUUGUUUUGCAGGACAUUGUGCAGGUUUAUACGACAAAUGACCGUUUGCUAAAGCACUGUCUUAUUUUACUGGUACCAUUUUAUGACCCUUUGCAUGAGAUCUUAGUGUUGUUUGAACAAUGAUUAUCAUACGGCACCAUCAGCACAAACACCGAUGGAGCCAGUGUGAGAGUCGCAGGCCGAGAGGCAGAGACUGAAAUGGGGAAGGAAGUUCCUGCUGGAUCCCUGCAGUGAUGGGAGAUAGGUCAGGAGAGAGAUAAAGGGCUGGGAAACUGCAGGGUUUUCUCUGGAGAGCCAGACAGCCGAGGCUGAGAAUUGUUAACUUGCUGCACUGGAGCCGGAGAGAAACAGGAACUAGCCUGUGAUCACUGGGUGAAACUGUCUGUGAAUCCCAAAGGGCUACAAAUGAUGCUGCUUGUGGAGUUGCUGGGUCUACCAGUGAUUCCUAGGUGAACGAGGCUGAGCAGAGAUAGGAAGGAAAUUAGGGAAGUCAACAGGCCUGGCCGGCCCUGAGGCCAGCUGACGUCCAUCACUGCGACUGGAGGGCAAUGGAGAGUCUGUGAACCAAGAUGGUCACCACUACCCCCCUCCACAGCAUCCUUUAUUGGGGCGAUGGAGGCUUUCUCUGUCACACUCACCACAUGCACGCCAAGGACGUCCCUGGGGGAUAAACCCCUCAGCCGGGAUUGGAGAUGCUGCACCAUUCUCCGACUCCCAUUAACCCGAGCUCCUUGGCUUUCCUGCUCUCACAAUGUUUGCUUCUGUGACUGAAUCCCAGCAUCUCUAAUGGAACCUCUGCAUUUUUCUGCCCACUGUACAACGUUGCUCCGUUGCUGAUGCCUGUGGGAGCCAGGAGCAGCACCGUCCUGAGCUGGGGCUGAAAUGCCAUGUGCUGAGCUGGGCUCUGGGUGUGAGGAGGAGAUUUUAGCUUUUAUUUCUGGCUUGGAAAGAAUAAAGUGGAAUUUAGUUUCUC